UGCUGUCUACAGUAAGCCUGGUGUGGGUCAUUUGGAUGUGAACACUACAAGCAGCCUCAAAGAAACAAGACUUUCUAUACCAAUUCUCCUGCAGUGAAGGAAAUAACAUUUUAUUCAAAAUGUCGGACAGAAGUCCUUUUGAAACAGACAUGAUAACCCUUACACGAUAUGUUAUGGAGAAGGGAAGACAAGCAAAAGGUAGUACUGGGGAGCUCACACAGCUUCUCAAUUCCAUGCUGACUGCUAUUAAAGCGAUCUCCUCUGCUGUAAGGAAGGCUGGCCUUGCUCACAUGUAUGGGAUAGCUGGAACUGUGAAUGUGACUGGAGAUGAAGUGAAGAAACUGGACGUUCUCUCCAAUGACCUUGUUAUCAAUAUGCUGGUAUCGUCUUAUGGAGCCUGCGCAUUAGUAUCUGAAGAGAACAAGGAAGUCAUUAUUAUCCCAAAAGACAAGAGGGGUAAAUAUGUCAUCUGUUUCGAUCCCCUUGAUGGCUCCUCCAAUAUAGAUUGUUUAGCCUCAAUUGGAACAAUAUUUGCCAUAUAUAGGAAGACAACAGAUACAGAGCCGAGUGAAGCAGAUGCGCUACAACCAGGACGCAACAUUGUAGCAGCAGGUUACGCUCUGUAUGGAAGUGCAACACUUGUAGCGCUCUCUACUGGCCAAGGAGUGGAUUGUUUCAUGCUGGAUCCAGCACUUGGAGAAUUUGUCUUGGUUGACAGAAAUGUACAAAUUAAGAAGAAGGGGAAGAUUUAUAGUCUUAAUGAAGGAUAUGCAAAGUACUUUGAUCCAGCAAUAACAGAAUUAGAUAACAAGAAAUUUCCUAAGGAUGGAAGUUCUCCUUACAGCUCCAGAUAUGUUGGUUCUAUGGUGGCUGAUGUUCACAGGACACUGAUAUAUGGUGGCAUAUUUAUGUAUCCGGCAAAUGAGAAAAGUCCUAAAGGAAAGCUGCGUCUGCUGUACGAGUGUAAUCCAAUGGCAUUCAUCAUUGAGCAAGCUGGUGGGAUGGCGACCACUGGAACACAGCCGGUGCUAGAUGUUAAGCCUGAAAGUAUUCACCAGAGGGUACCACUGAUUCUUGGCUCGCCAGAUGAUGUACAGGAGUAUCUAGUCUGUGUGGAGAAGCACAAGAAGAGCAGCUAAUUUCCCCCCAUUGUUUUCCUGUUGUCAUCAAAUUCAUAUUUGUUUUCCAAAUAAGCAAAAUGUAACAAUACCAUCUUGUCAAGCAAUUGUGAAAAGCAAACCACACACUAAUACAACAGUAUCUAAAUGUACGCCUUAGUACGUAUAUAUAUAUUACAUAGUAACCAAACAAACCACACACUAAUACAACAGUAUCUAAAUGUACGCCUUAGUACGUAUAUAUAUAUAUUACAUAGUAACCAAACAAACCACACACUAAUACAACAGUAUCUAAAUGUACGCCUUAGUACGUAUAUAUAUAUUACAUAGUAACCAAACAAACCACACACUAAUACAACAGUAUCUAAAUGUACGCCUUAGUACGUAUAUAUAUAUAUAUAUUACAUAGUAACCAAACAAACCACACACUAAUACAACAGUAUCUAAAUGUACGCCUUAGUACGUAUAUAUAUAUAUUACAUAGUAACCAAACAAACCACACACUAAUACAACAGUAUCUAAAUGUACACCUUAGUCAGGGCCGUCUUUAAUAUUGACUGGACACUGGGCAAAAAAAUUCUUGCCCCCCCCCCCCCCACCCCAUGCAAUUUUGCUCUCCACCCCAACAUCCCAAAAAAACAACUAAAUCAAUUUAUUUUAUAAUUGUUUUCAAAUUUAUUAGCCCAGCAGUGGAUCAUCCACUGCUGGGCUAAUCAUUUAAAAAAAUGAAAUAAAUUGCAAUUUGUGAAACUGGACCUAAGCAGUAUUAAAUAAGUAAAUAAAUAUAUUAAUUCCUCCA
Messenger RNA from Bombina bombina (fire-bellied toad), 1917 nucleotides. RefSeq names its product fructose-1,6-bisphosphatase isozyme 2-like. Gene Ontology annotation, molecular function: fructose 1,6-bisphosphate 1-phosphatase activity. Gene Ontology annotation, biological process: sucrose biosynthetic process; gluconeogenesis; fructose metabolic process. Lineage: Eukaryota; Metazoa; Chordata; Amphibia; Anura; Bombinatoridae. The record is from RefSeq and is a predicted model, not a curated record. Gene Ontology annotation, cellular component: cytosol; cytoplasm.